UAAACCAGAACUGACAAUCAAUGUCGCAGUUUUGACAAUGUAAAAAACGCCGACUUAAUACUUAUCUGUAAUAAAAUUUAUUUAAAUUCCUCGCCAAAAAAACUUUUUGUAUAUAAAAAGUUGUUUUGGAAAUAAACCGAUUUUAUCCAACCAACAAAUCUACAACCUACAAACCAUUCAUUUCAACCCUUUUUGACUUAGAGCGAUGAACUUGGAGCAAUAAAAGUUCUUGCUGAAAAUCCACAUGAAAUGAACUUAGUAGAUGUGAUACGGAUACUGAAGUAAUAGGUGCAAUAAAUAUGUUAGAGCUUGAAUAAUGAGAUAGUUCGGCAUGAUGAUUUUCAAACUUACGCCGUUUUUGUUUAAUUUUGUUUCCCUUCUUCUAAUUUUGUUGAUUGUUAUAUCCUCCGUCGACUCCUCUGGACUAUUGUGUUUCACAAGCAAUGACCACGUACAGUUGUGCCACGAGGAGGCCACGUGUGAGGCGGAUGAGCGGAGGACCAAUGAGUUCUUUUGUGGCUGUGAAGAACACCUGUUCGGCAAUGGAAUCGACCACUGCAGCCGAACCGAUACCUCGUUGAUUCCCAUGAGCUCGGACAGGAGUAGUUUGGGCUGCUACUCACUUGAAAGAGAGAAACUCGUUUCCAUCUUCAGAGGAAGAUCAGCUGCCGACUACAUCAAAGAAAGAAUGGCUCCCCAAACCUGCACAGACACUUGUCUCGACCAGGGCUUCAACUACAUGUUCAUCACUGAAGGACAUAUAUGUUUGUGUGGUUAUGGGGACGAGAUCACUUCCAUGGCAAGAGUGAAUGAGAGCUUAUGCGAUGCACCAUGCCAAGGGGACAGCAGUGAAAUUUGUGGAGGGAUGGGUGGGGACGAUGUGAUGGUAGAUUGCACAGUGUGUCACUCAAUCAUGUACAUGUCAGUCUACUCUGCACAAACAUCUCGGGUCGAAUAUCUCGCCAUAGACAUAAUCGCAGACCUGGAAUCCUACGGCGGAUCCUCCUUCCUCUACUCGGAUUCUGUCUUCAACGCCCAUGCUGUCACCCGAUUGUCGGUGAGUGACAUGCAUGGCCAGGAAUACUGCCACUUGUACAUCCAGGGUGUCAACUACUCCACCCGGCGCAAGUGUCACUUCGAUGACAUAACUCUCUCGGUGCCUGGAUCCUUCCUCAUUCAGAUGACAGUGCUUGGCGGUCAGCACAAGUCUACAAGUGUUGGAAUAGCAGUGAAAGAGAGACACUUCACCACAGGAACUUACCUUAACUGCCCCCCUAACCCAUUCCGUAAACAGUGUCCCAGGUGUACUCAAUUUUUCGAUAGAUCGGGCGAGUAUGCAGUGUUGGCUUCUGACGGCGACCCUUGCAUAGUGGAGGUGUUGACAGGCGUGGAUGUGGUGCUACGGGUGAACUUCGGAGACACCCCCACCGACGAGUUCAUCCCCAUUGAAGACCCCGUCCAACACACCCUCUCCCUCCCCAUACCCGCCCACGUUCCAUUCGACACGCCCACCUCACAUUUCUAUUCCUAUACCUUCAACGGAUUGUACUACGUACCGAAACAGCAGCUGGUUUUCUUCCCCCACAAGAAGGUCACCACUGGGGGAGUGCUUCGAUCCAUUCAGACCUUCCUGAAACUGGAGGAUUUUUCCAGACAGAAUGGACUCGCCACAACUGUCAUACUAGGAAUAGCACGACCAACUUGUAGCAACGAUCAAGUAUAUUGCUGUGCGACUGGCAAAUGUAUAAACACGCAAACAGAGACGUGUUCCAAUGAAGUUAUUUCCACAGAGGAGGGCGAAUAUUUCUCUAUGUUCAGAAAGGAAAUCUGCGACCGGGACACGAAUACUUGCAAAGCAGCAACACUUAGCAAUAACACCUACGCAACAGUCGACAAUGUUCAAAUUGUUGCCGUGCAAGAAGUGAGUGUGGUGGUGGAGGCUGGUGGUUUUGGUCCCAGUGGGGUGAACGUGAUGGCCCAAUUUGACCCCUCGAGUGAGGAGGAGGUGGUGGUUGUGGAGCCAUGUGACUUCCUCUUUGUGUCGGUUCCCCCCAACCUCAUUUCAUCUUGGUGGCAAAAGGCGUCAUGUCUCGAGAACAAGACUCAAGCCAGAGGAGUUUCAAGCAGCUCAAUCUACACUGGCUCAUUCUACAGCAUGGAUCAGUGCAUGGAGCACGCUUACAAGUAUCUCUAUUUCCAUAACUUCAACGGGAUCUCGCUUUCCAACUCAAACGUCGGCACUGGACCGUUUCAGUGUUUCCUGGAAAUCGGCCAGACAUCCACUGAACACAAUUUCGCAUAUGACAACUGCAGGGUGCCCGAGUACAGCGCUCUCCAGCCGAACUUAGCCUCGUCGGGGCCCCUUAACACAGGAGAAAGAGUGCUGAACUGUGACAAGUCAGUUGUGGUGCCCACACUGAACGUGAGUCUAGGCUUGAGUCUAGACUUGAGUUCCUGCGACUGGACUGGAUUCGACAUGUCUUACAAAUUCGAUGGCGGUGUCUUCACUGAACUUCAGGAACCUGGUUAUGAUUAUUAUCUGGGCUAUCACGUGACAGAACCGUCGCUCGCUUCUCUGUUUCAUAAAUACCCAUUGAACACUGCGAAUCGCUACUUGCCCAUGAAUGUUGAAAUCAGAUCUGGCUCCUACUUUUCUGAGGAUCAAUUCCUUAUGCACGAAUCCGAACUGCCCCAGACUAUGGAAACCGUUGAACGAUUGAUUCUGCAGCCCAUUUCUAGUCUAAACUCAAAAAUGCGACAGCUCAAUUCGGGUGCAAUUGAUUUCAAUUACAUCUCUGUCAACUCUUUUUUAGAGCUCAUCGUUGCAUGCAGCGAGUGUACAUGUUCGAAUUCCAGGACUAUCAUAAGCUGGGGCGACACUUCGGAUCCCGAGGAGAUUGUCAACGAACGCGAUUUAUGCUACGAGACGACUCAAACUCAUUUUUACGCGUCUAAAGGUGUGUUCCCAGUUUGCGUAACAGUAGCAAAUGAUCUUUCGAAUGAGAGUUUUUGCCGUGAACUCCACGUUUUGAUGCCGGUUCCACCAAAAGAACAAAUUGGAUUAAAAACUGCUGCAGAUUGCUCGGGUACUGGAACAAGCUUUAUUGCACUGGGUUCUGAUGUCUGUUUCCAGGUAUCUUUUCCAGGCCAUCUUUCAGAGGUCAACUUUCCUUCUGAAUUCACGAUAACCGUUGAAUAUAAGUACAGGAUUCAACCUGACUUGUCGGAAUCAAUUAUUGUGAGUUCUUACACUGCAAACCAAAUGUGGAAUUUUACUGAAACUUUUGAAGAAGCUGGUUUGUUUGAUGCUCGAGUAUCCCUGUUCAACGAGGGAAGCUUUUCGCUGUUGUACCUCAAAUUGGGUGUCUAUGAAAUAAUAUCACAAUGUGACACGAACAUAACAUGGAAGUUUCCUCAGGAAGCGGAGGAAAUCGGUUUUCUUAAGAUGGGUUCGGCCACUAGUGAUUCAGGAGUGCUCGGGUAUGAUAAAGAAAUGCACAUUUGCUUUUUUAUUAACAAAGACACUAGCCCUGAAAGUGAUGACCUAACAGUAAUAACUUGUCAAGGUCAACACGACAGUUCAAACCUGUUCACGGCCGAAAGGAUCAGCAACAACCUCAUUUGUUUCCCGAUUUCCCAAAAUGAUACAUACGACUGUCAUAUCAACGUUUCAAACAAAGUAAGCCAAUGUUCCGACCGCCAUACGAUAAAAGUGGACAAACCUAUAAAGGGUUUUAUGCCCGUAUCUUACAACGUUUUUCUUCCCGACGUUCUAGGAAAAGUCGGGUUCUCAACGUUUGACAACGGACAAAAAAUGUGCGUGCUAAUUUACUGUUCGGCAAACUGCUCAACAAACUUUAUAAUUACUUAUUUCCAGGAGGGUUUAACGUCCUCAGCAUGUGAGAGUUCUAGUUAUUAUAAUCAAGCUUUAGCCCAAUGUGGUUCAAAGUGUUACAGAUCGAGCCAGAUGUUCAGUUCGACAACCCCCGAUUUGUAUGAAGUUCCUCCACAGCAGGCUGGAUCCAUUGAGAUACAAUACACUGCAUGGAAUUCAAUAAGUCUAGUUCGGAUGCAGAAAUAUGUAGCUGUAACAUCUGAAAGCUGUAACUAUCCCGAUCUGAAAAUAGUUAACGCGGGAGAGCAUUAUUACGAGCCCAUAACACUAUUCAAAAAAGCUCCUGCUCACUUUGAGGGUGAAAUUUUUGUAGUUUGCCGCGAGACCGACUUAAAUCAAAUUUCGUGGUGUUUUAUGCGCUAUAAUGAAUUAAAUGGCGAGAUUGUUGAAAUGAAUAACUCGACUGAAAGAUUGUACGGACAUUUGGACGAUAUUUGCACGCCAAUUUAUCUGGAGUCGGCAGCUAAGUCGACAUUAACGUUGUCUGAAGACUUCUUACGUAAUAUCUCCUACGGACAAUAUCGCUUUGUUUUCAAGGUCACAAUGCAAAAGCCUGAAGGUUCUCAGAGGGCUUUCGACUUCUCAUCUUACGAGUCGAACUAUGUUCGUUUUGUUCCUAGUGGCUUAGUGGGUCGUAUGUUUGAAGACGUCAGUGAGAUCUCGGUUUCCAAAGGUCAAAAGAUCACCUUGUCUCCCGAGCUGUACAGCUAUGACCCAGAUGACCCCUCAUUGGUUCCGUUCAACUUCAAGUGGUGGUGCAGAAAUGUGAAAGAAUCUUUCAAGAUGGAUUUGAAGGGAAAUUGGCGCGAUGAUUAUCCCCCUUUCCUAGAGUCUUAUGAGUUCCCUGGAGCUGCCGGUGGAUGCGAUGGAAACGGACCAGGUCGAACUGAGCAUUCCGGUGGCUCAGUGGACAUAACUGUGGACUUUGAGCCGGGCGAUUACUUAAUCGUGGCCACAUUCCAAGUGGACAACUACACCGGAAGAGUGGGCGUGGCCCAGAUCAAAGUAGACGUGUGGGCACUGGAGUCGAAUAUCCCAAUCCUCAAAAUACAAUGCGGCAAUGGAACGAAAUGUUUUCCCAAAGACAUCGACGACCAGACUACAAACACAACUGUGAAGAUCAACAAAAACGGCAACCUCAGACUGUUCGUCCAGUGCGUCUCGUUCUGUCCCCGGAGAGACUCCUAUCUGGCCUGUGAUUGGCUGAACGAGUACAAGGACCCUUCCAUCCCAUUGGUUGAGGGAGUUAGCCAAUGGAGAGAGUUGAACUGCAACUCCGCUAAUUACACGGCGUCUUCCGUGCAAACCCAGACUUACGUUCCAAAGCGUUGCUUCAAAGAUGGCAUCAUCGAGUACAGAACCAAAGUGUCUUGUUACGACAACUCUCCUCGAGAUCUGCUGGGUGAUAAUUCGGAGUGGGAAGAUCAACCAAAAGCAAUCGGUAGUACUAUCUUGUACUACGCUGUAAACCAGCCCUGCACCAAGUUGGGUGUGAAUGCAUCGUGCUCCGCCCAAUUUGUAAAUGUGACUCACUCAGCUGACGCCUCCGAUGACCCCUAUGGGCCAAAGCCAGAGAGUGACCUUGAGGCAGCCAUGUACUACCGGAUCGAGUGUUCCGGCUACUUCGAUCCAGACCCCGCCGACCACAUAGUCAAAUAUAGACUCUAUGGUGUGAACAAUGUAAAAAAGACAGGGGGCGAUAUUAUCUUCGAGGGUCUUUCCUCUUUCGUCACCAAACUGGCACCUGGGUCGAGGCAGGACAACUACUUGAACAGUUAUUACGUCAUAAUGCAGGACAAAUAUGAAGGGCGAUGUCAAUCGAACACUUUCCAAGUGCAGGUGCUUCCUCCGAACUGCAGAGAAGUUAACAAUAAUGGACAGGACUUCUGCUUGCAAAACGAGUCCUCGGAAAUCUUUUCGGCCUUGAGCACUAUCGAUCUCGUGCAUGAGAUGAAGCACGUGAUUGACUCCACUGUAGUGAAGCACUUCCUAGAAGGAUCAUCUGUCAAUGUGACCCAAGACGUGGUAGUCUUAGCCUCUCUAUCCAACAGAGUAGCUGCAGAUCAACUCAGUGAAAUCAGACACUUUGCCGGCAAAAACAACUUCAUGCCCAUGCCAGACAUCGACGUAUGCCAAGGACACAACAUCACAGUCAAGUGCCCGGAAGGAACCAACAUCAAGAUGGAUCCGACUCAAAUGUCUUUUGGAGUUUCGGAUAUCGACCGCUGUGCCGAGGAGCUACCAACUGACUUUACUUCUCCAUUGACAUAUGCCAGCACAUUCGGAAAUGGAUCAGUGCCUUGUGAAAGAACUGAGUUUUGUUAUUCGGCCACAUCCGACUGCAACGGGAAGACUACUUGUCACCUUCUGGUUGAGAACGAAGACAGAGACGCCGGACAGUUCAACUCCAAGGUGUCGCAGGUCAGCAGUGUGUAUUCAAGCAUGCAGAAGUUCAAAAAGGCCAAAAAGGACAAUCUGGACAAAGGAGAACUGAAGAGCAUAUGUGGUGUGGAAACUCCGAACCCCUUCUGGGAUGUGAGCAACCAGACAGAGAUGACUCCAGUGAAUGCAAUCGGAUCCGGCACCCCGCUUUACCAAUGGUCAUCUGUAGACAAGGCUCUAGACGGGCAAUUUGAGAAUGAUUCAUUGGCUAGUCAGUCGUGUUACGUCGAGACAUCCAAAGAAGACUCCGCUGUGUUUGAACUGGAUCACGAUACCAUAGUAACUACUGUAGACUUGCUCAAUAUAGCGGAUAAAAAUCUUGGGCGAAUGGGAGUGGAGAGUCAAGCUCUAGACGGGCAAUUUGAGAAUGAUUCAUUGGCUAGUCAGUCGUGUUACGUCGAGACAUCCAAAGAAGACUCCGCUGUGUUUGAACUGGAUCACGAUACCAUAGUAACUACUGUAGACUUGCUCAAUAUAGCGGAUAAAAAUCUUGCAAAACGAAUGAAACACCUCCGAGUCGAAGUUUGCGAUGACUCAUUGACUCGCUGUGGGGAGUGCAAUAAGUUUGAUGAAAAACUCAUUGCUUCUGAUUCUCCGAACUUCUUACCAUGUUUCAAAAAAGAAAAGAAAAAAAAGGAUGACGAUGAUGAUGACGACGAUGACGAUGAUGAUGAUGACGAUGACGAUGAUGAUGACGACGAUGACGAUGAUGAUGAUGACGAUGACGAUGAUGAUGACGACGAUGAUGAUGAUGAUCACAAGAGCAAUAAAAAAGAGAAGGGUCUGAAAUGGACCGGUUGGAAACGGGCUCACUGCAAUAUGUAUGGAAGCAAAAUCAAAAUGACCAACACGAAGUACCCGGUACAGUUCUGUGAAAUCCUAAUCUAUGCCCAGAAGUCUUUCGAGGAGCAGAGAAUCAAAUUUUUGAACUAUUCUGCAUCCGAAAACAGCACUUCUGACAUUUUGAGCUCCAAUGACACCAACUUUUCAACUGCGAGGAAAAUACGCUAUAAAGAAAUGGAAAGCUUGGGCAGAAUUUUUUCGAUUUCUGAAUCUUUUUAUGGAAUGUCUGCAUGUGAUCUGAAUGCAGAAAUUUCGAUGGCUGUGUGCACUAACAAAAUGCAGCAACUGCAGUGUGAUGCGACCACUAAACAUUUUCAGGCGUCUUAUCAGUGCUCACGUAACUUCGACGUGAUCAAAGUAGACCGUGUGAAGUGUCCCUACUUGAAGUGUCGCACUUGCUACAACAUCCUGUCAAAUAAAAAUGCGGCCUCACUACACGAGUAUCUAAAAUGGAGAAACAGCUAUUGGGCUAACAAGGAUGAUAAUUAUGACAGUCAUGUCCAGGAAGCUGUAUCAAUGGAGAAUGUUUGUGGACCCGAAAGCCAAGAUGAGAUGUUGUCGACGACUGAGAAGUGUUCUGACUGUCGUCUGGAAUUGGAGGCCCUGGAAUUGGGCCAGGUAGGAAGUAGACACAGUGCCGCCUUCUACUGCUCUAACAUGUAUCUGCAGUGGUACGCCAGCUACCGACACAAACAACAGAUCCGGGAUAAGCUGAGUCUGGUGAGCUACAUGAUAGCAGUGGACUGUGACUCAUUCACCUGUCUGUCUCGGGUGCUCAACUCAGUGAAGCGACUCAUGCGACAGAAAGAGGAAGUCACCUGCUGCCAGAACUCGUUGACGGACACUAUCAUUGAAGUGGUGAAGACGAAGAUAUCAAACAUGUCCUCUUCACUACCUGACGUGGAGAUACAAGACCUCGAGUCGGACAUAUCCAACAUAUUCGCAACCAAACAGAGUGGAUCUCUGCCCUGUGGAUGCUCGAAUGCACUGAGCAGUUGUGUGACUUCGUGGAAUGAACAGCUGGUCUCGUGGAAAGUACAACACAUCUAUCUCCAGAACGAUCUCGAUUCUUCGCGAGCCAACACAUCAACAGCUAAUCCUGAAGGAGAGGAAGUUAUUCCAAUAAUUAUUCAAACUGCCGCCCCGACAACUGUGAUAUACGGGCCAGCAGCCACUGCUACACCUGUGCCAACUGAAGUACAGUCGUCGGUCAGCGGGAAUAGUCAGGCGCUGGUUGAGAUGGAGCAAAGCGUGGUGUCUGUGACUGAUAAUCAGGCUAUAGGAGAGGAAAAGGUUCAAUUAGCCGACGACUCAUUUGUCGCACAGUGUCAGCUCAGUGCUCCCCAGGACUUCCAUCCCGAAGACAUGGAUUUGUCUGACAUGGCUCUAGUUGCUGGUGAAAAUCUAGAGCUGGAAGAUGCCGACGGAGAUCCCGUCUCGUUCACCCAUGAAAGUGUAGUUCCCAGUGUCGAAAUGAUAUCAGCCGAAGACAUGUUACUCGAUACCUCGACAGACGAAGAGCCAAUCCAGUUGCUCACUUCGCUCACUACACAGACGGCUAGUUCGACGUUAGGCCACGCGGACGAAGUGAAUGAACUGGCCCCAAUGUUGUCUAUAUCAGUGAAGAAGAGUGCAAUAAGCACGAAGAUCAGAGAUACAAAAAAAGUGAUCAAAAUUGGCAUACCGCAGGGCAGCGCUUCGGCGGAAAACAAGAAGCAGAAAAAGAAGGUUGGAAUCAAGUUACCGGAACUGAAGGGCAAGGAUACCGUAUGUGCACUGAAGAAACUGGAGAUAUCCUCGGAUGUUGCGAUGAUAAUCCAGCUCGAACCCCAAUGUGACUUCGAGAGACAUGUCGGCAGCAGCUACUACGCAGUCGGCAUCCGAUACUCCACCCCUCCCGUGUCUACAGAUGAAUCACAAUUCGACUACAGAUAUCGACUUCCUAAAGACGAGAACUCCGAGGAGUGUCUGGCUGAUCCUUCCGAGUGCUCGGAGGCCAGGAAGUUCAAAAUUGUGGUGGACAACUGGAUGGAAAGUCACAACUAUGGCGACUAUUAUAUAUGCGUGUGGGGCGAACACAAAGUUCACGAAGGUUUUGAAAUGUACUAUCCACAGCCCUUUUACACCAACAAAAUUCUGCCUUGUUCUUUUGACCUGAUCGUAAAAACCACGGCUUGUAUGUACACUGAGCCGGGAGAAACGGACUCCUAUUCAACGCAAGGUUGUCAGGUAUUAAAAGAGAGUGAUGAUGACAAGACAUGGUGCGCGUGUAACCAUCUGUCAAGUUUCACAGGAGCGGUCAUUCCUGCUUUUCCUAAGGUCGAUUUCUCGGCGGCCGCGUUUGACCCCAGAGUCAUGUACCCUGUGUAUCUUCUGUUGGGCUCAGUUUGGAUGGUGUUCUUCUUUCUUCUUCUUUACUUACGAUCCAAGGACAAAAAUGAUAUCGAAAGGAUUGGGGCUGCUCCACUUGAGGAUAACCGACCAGAAGACAGCUACAUAUACGAAGUAGAGGUGCAGACAGGCACUCGCAAGGGGGCAGGCACUAGCAGCAGAGUGUACUUCGUGUUGUACGGGGACUACGGGGAGAGUGGGGUGCGGAGACUGAGUGAUGGGGAGAGAAAGAUUCUUCAGAGAGACCAGAAGGACAUAUUCCUAAUGACCACGCCAGGAUCAUUGGGUCCUCUCAAUCUGAUUCGAAUCUGGAUCGACUGUAGUGGAAGGGGAAGGAACCACAGCUGGUAUCUGGACCAGGUCCUAAUCCGAGACGUCCAGACAGGAGCGAGAAGCUACUUUCUGGCUCAUAAAUGGUGGUCUCUCAGCGAAGGCGAUGGACUCACUGACCGUAUGUUGCAUGUGGCUAGUCCAGACCAACGUCAAGCAUUCCAGCAUCUAUUCGCAAGCAAGGCCCGAGACAAAUUGGAUGACGAUCAUCUAUAUUUUUCUCUUUUCCUCCGACCGCCUGAGUCCAACUUCACCCGAUGCCAGCGUCUCAUUUGCUGUCUUUGCCUGCUGCUCCUGGAGUUCACGGGAUCGGCUAUGUAUUACGACAGACAGGUUGCCAUAUCUGCACCAACGUACAGCAUUGGACCUGUUGCGUUCAAAAGUCAAGAGUUCGUGGUGAGUUUCAUGAGCUCCCUUUUGGUCGUGCCUGUGUCUCUUCUGCUGGUCCAGAUGUUCCGCAAGAUAGGACCCCGUCCAGUCACUAAAGAGGACAGACUGAAGAGGGAAGAGAUGAAAAUGAUAGAGGACAGCGAGAACAAAGGCGAAUUUGAGGAGUUUGAUUUUGAAGAAGAGCCGCACAACGAGCAAAACAACGGCCAGAGCAAGGGAGCCGAUGGAAUCAACAACCCGUGCGAGCCAAUUUCUACUGGAGAAUCAGCAAUUGCUGGUUAUUCUGGAGCCCAAGAGAGCAGAAGGAGUUCUUUAAUGAAUGGAGUGUCGCCAGAAUUGUGUCAUUCUUCUGACACUGGGAGAUCAACCACUAGCUUUUCGGGACGCUCAGAAGCACGACUUUCUCUGGUGGAGGCUGAAUUGGAAGUGAACAAACUGAUGCUAGAGAUCUGGGGAGAGAACGCAGACACAGAAGCUAUCAAGACGGAGCGUAAGCUUGAGGACGUGCUACACGAGGUGGAUAUGCGAAUAGUGCGAGUGAGGGGCUUCGUGUUCCCCCAAAAACUGCUGGCCCUGGCCUGGACUGUGGCAUUCCUGGUGGCAAUUUCAUGCACUGCAUAUCUUCUCCUGGUCUCAAUCAAUAUAUCCAGCCCAGCAGGGGGAUCGAUUGCACAGCGGAGGACGAAGAUAUCGGCGUGGGUGGUGAGCAUGGUAGGAUCCAUCUUCGUCUCCAUCAUCCUCGUCCAGCCAAUCAAAAUUCUGGCCAUCGCCGUCUUCUACUCGAUGGUUUGCAAACCGAAGAGGUCCAAAAUGAUGCAAGAAUCCGAGUCUGCGGAGGAAGAUUCCAUCCAGAACAACGCGCUGGACAGACUGGGUUUUGUGGAGCUGGAACACAAUGAGGAGUAUAUUGGCAAACAUCACUCUUCAUACCUGCCGUCUCACAGCAAAGGGAAGGUGGGUGCACAAAAGAAGAGUGUUCUGAAGACCAUCAAAGAAGAACAGUACACCCAGAAAAGGUUGGACGGGGUGCUGAUUAGUGUGGCAUUCUAUCUGGUCCUAGUCAGUUUCGUGUAUGCCGUCAUCUACACUGAGCGGGACGACAACACCUCCCGACUGCACGAUCAGAUCAAAUACGUAUUCGAAGGACAGCGAUUUCCACGACUUAAUGAGAUCCGUCGCAUAGAUCACAUCAAAGAGUACCUGAUGAACAACUUCCUGCCCAAUCUUUUCGUGCAGAAGUGGUACGGGGGGCUAAGGGGAGGCAACAGGAGCAACCCCUACGGUCUCUUCAGCCACCUGGACGACAAGAUCAACUUCGUCCUCGGAUACGCGAUCAUACGACAAGUCAGAGUGAAGAAAGGUCUUUGUAAGAAUCCAAUAGAAGGGAACUUGAGGUCAUGUUCUGUGCCCUAUACGUUCUGGGCUGAAGAGAAAGGACAUUUCUGUGAGGAGUGGAAACCCUCUUCUGAAAAUGACCCCUGCUUCUACGAGGCGUUCCAGUACACCGACGCAAGUGAGAUACAGGGUUACCCCUUAAUGGGUUGGUUUGACACUUAUGGGGGAGGGGGCUACGUGGUGAGGCUGGAUGGGUCUGAAUUGAACUCAAGAGAAAAGUUAGAGUGGCUAUUUGACAACAGUUGGCUGGACAGUGACACCAGAGCAAUCAUUGCGGAGUUCUCAAUAUACAAUCCAGGCGCCAACCUAUUUGGAGUGUGUUCUAUUCUGUUCGAGACACCAGUGUCCUCUUUCAUUCGACCCUGGUUCACCCUCACUCCCCUCAAACUGACCAUCCUGCAAGACGGAGACUUCUACAGUGCACUAGUACUCGCAGGUGCUCUGGUGAUGCUGAAUAUUCAGCUGAUUCUGUCACUGUGGAAGUUCUACAAAGAGCGGUGUGCCAAAUUCUUCUCUGACAUUUGGAAUAUUCUAGACGUUUUGAUAGUGCUUAUCGGGUGGGCUUGUACCCUCAUGUGGUUCGUGAGGUACAUCAAAGGCGAGCGAGCCAUUUCUAGGAUGUCUCUUUACGGGGGACGGCAGUAUGUGAACAUGGGCGAGUUGGGGAUAAUGACGCAGCUCUACGUGUACUGUCUGGGGGUGAUCUCGUUCGCCACCACUAUCCGAUUCCUCUGGCUCUUCAAAUUCAACAGCAGGGUGUCCGCAUUCAUCGACACCGUCAGCCUCGCCAGACGAGAUCUAUCCGCCUACGGUUCCAUCUUCUUCGUACUCUUCCUGGGCUUUGCCACCAUGAUCUACGUGGUACUGGGCCCCAAACUGCUUAUGUACAGCAACAUGAAACUAGUCAUGGAAUCACUUUUCUCCGUUCUAUUGGGUAAAUUCGAGUUUGGCAAGAUCUUCGAGGCGGAUCCUAUUUUGGGGCCAUACCUGAUCAUGUCCUAUGCGGUGUGUAUGGCCCUUGUGUCUCUCAACGUGUUCAUCUGCAUCCUCGACAUUUCCAUACACGAGGUGCGCGCUGACGCAGCGAAACGAAGCAAUGAGUUCGAAAUUGUCGACUUCGUUCUGAAGAAGUUUUCACGCUUACGCAACUCGGACGAAGAUGAGGCGAGACAGCAACUGCUUCGAGACGAGGGCAAUAACGAUGAAAGCUUAGCGGGAGGCGGGCGUGGAUUCCGGGUGGAUCUGGGCGUGCUGGAUGAGAAGUGGCGCCAGAUGCGGAAUCGAAUUAUGUCACUGCUGCAGAGUGAGCAGAACGAAGUCAAAUACAGGAUGGACUUGCUGGAGAAUGAGUCAGACGAUGAAACUUGGCAGACUGUCGUCCACGACGAAUCCGAAUAUUAUGGACUGGAAAACAGUGACAACCAAGCUUCAAGUUUGCGGCAGAAGCAAUCACUCAUUCGCCUAAAGUCUAAUGAUUCGUACGAAGCCAAGUACCUCAAGCGUUCUUCAGUUGAGCAUCUGCGUCACGAGGUGAGCUUAAUCGGAAAAGCGAUGACCGAUCUCGUUUCCUCCAGCGAGAGUGAGCCGGACAGUGAUGCAGACACUAUAAAACUGGUUCGAGAAGUUACCUCCCGGAUGUCAACUCGAAUGUCACACAGAAGCGACGACGAGGAAAACAGCGACGACGAACAGGCAGAUAUCACGACGGCACGUGGCGAAAAGAAGAGAAAGCGCCGCUUCGUCAAACAGAUGUUCAAGAAACAAUAUCUAGAGAACUUGUAGAAUUUUGAAAGACUUGGAGGAAAUCUGACUAUUGACUAAAAGUCGUGCACAAUUCACAAUUUGGAUUCACAGCACACCGACUUAGGCACAUUGCUGUCACUGUUCUCGAAGACUUUGAAGAAUUAUUGAAUAUCUAGAUUUUGUAUAAUUUGUGACUGAUUGUACAUCAUAUUCAAAUUUUAAUAUAAAAAAUUCACUUGUGUGUAAAAAUUUAA
Symsagittifera roscoffensis is the source of this 13683-nucleotide messenger RNA. RefSeq lists its product as uncharacterized. The transcript is spliced from 62 exons. Gene Ontology annotation, molecular function: calcium channel activity; protein binding; calcium ion binding. NCBI's taxonomy places the organism in Eukaryota, Metazoa, Xenacoelomorpha, Acoela, Convolutidae. The record is from RefSeq and is a predicted model, not a curated record. Bases 332 to 13468 code for a protein of 4378 amino acids. Gene Ontology annotation, cellular component: membrane. Gene Ontology annotation, biological process: detection of mechanical stimulus.